AUGUCGUGCGCGCAGGAUUCCGCCUUCGGGCCUGGCCUCGUGGCCGGCACAGAUCAGUGCCGCGAAUUCGACUUCACGUUGACCUUUGAACGCGCCAUACUGCAGGUCCUGCCGAGCACGCUUGUGACAUUUCUCGCGCUGGCAAGGUCCCAAAGUCUUUACAAAACGCCAAAGGUCAUAUCGUCUUCGACGUUACAAGGGGUCAAAGCUAUACUGUUCGCUACAUUGGGGCUCCUUCAAAUAGCAGAGAUUGGGACCAGGUCUCGUGUCUUGAAUGACCAGGCGACCGACAGAGCCUUGACGACCGCAGCCAGCGUUACUGCCAUUCUGGCCACGGCGUGCCUCGGAUUGAACGCAUGCCUUGAGCAUACACGCACCCCAGGUCCUUCCAUACUUGUGCAGGUCGCCCUCUCAAUUUCGUUGCUGCUUGACUUGGCUCUACUCAGGACGUCGUGGAUCUUGUGGACCCCUUCGCGGUCCGAUGUUACGCUGCUGUCAUCAGCUGCUCUCCAGACAACAAUCUCGGCGCUGAAGCUGGGAGCCUUGCUGUCCGAGUCCCUGGUCAAGCACGCGCCCGCGGCUCAAGAGUCUCAGAUGUUCUCGUCCGAAGAGAAGGCUGGCUUCUUCGGCAGAACCUUCAUGACGUGGCUGAACCCUCUGUUCUCCCUCGGCUAUCGCGCCGACAUCACACUCGAUAGCUUGAAGCCUGUCGAUCACAGUCUCUCGGGCGAAGCCACCGGUGAGAGGCUACAGUGCUUUUGGGCAGCAUCAGGACAGACUCGACGGUGGCGUCUCGCCUUCGCCCUUGCACGAGCUUUCAGAUUCGACCUGUUCAUGGUCCAUGUUCCCAGACUGGGGCUCGUAGCAUGCGCCAUCACGCAGCCACUACUCAUCAAUGCCGUACUGUCCUUCAUGCAAGACCAGGUCGACAGUCCCCAGUACUACGGCUAUUAUCUCAUAGCAGCCACGUUCCUGACAUAUACUCUUCUAACGAUAAUGACGCUCUGGUCACAACACCUGACCUUUCGUUUCCUGACAAAAGUUCGAGGGGCGCUGGUUGGCUCAAUCUUCAACUCGAGCUUGGAAAUGCGUGCUUCAGAAGGCAUGAGCAGUGCUCAGCCUGUUACACUGAUGAGCACCGAGAUUGAUCGAAUAUCCUACACGCUGCAGUGGUCUCUGGCCAUUAUCCCGAACGUGAUUCAAGUCAGCCUGGGACUAUGGAUACUGCAGUCGUACAUUGACAAGGCAGUGAUUGCGCCCGCGAUAGUGGCGAUUGCUGCGGCUCAGGUGGGCAAGGGUAUCCCAAAACGACAAGGCGAGUGGACGAAGAGCAUACAGACACGAAUAAGCAUCACGACGAACGUCCUGUCGCAGCUCAAAGCCAUCAGGAUGUCUGGGCUCCAGAGCGCCGCCAACAGAAACAUACUCGAGGCGCGAGACCAAGAGAUAUCGAAGCAAAAGUCCUUUAGGAAGCAGCAGGUCUCCAACAUAGUCAUUGGCAACAUCCCGGCCAUGCUCACUCCAGCACUGACCUUCUCGGCGUUCGCCAUCGUUCAGCUCGUGGACAGGGGCGGCACCAGCUCAUUUGAUGUUGUGGUUGCAUUCAGCUCGCUCUCCCUGCUGGCAAUCCUCAUCAUGCCCAUUGCAGAGCUCGUGGCCGCCAGCAUCAACAUCACCUCGGCACUGACCAGUCUCGACCGCAUCCAGGAGUUCCUGAACAAGAACCCUGGUUCCGGCCUGCGCGAGUUGGGCACAGUCGGCGACAGACAUGCCAGCAGCCCCCUGGUCAGCAUGCGGGCGUGUUCACUCGACUGGGCACCGGGCGUUACCUCGGACACACAACCACCCUUGCUGCAGAACGUUGAUCUCGAUAUCAGGCGGUCCGAGAUAAUCCUGGUGACCGGACCUGUCGGCUGCGGCAAGUCGUUACUGCUCAAUGCCAUCCUUGGAGAAGCCCACGUGGCAGCCGGACAAAUCCGACGAGCGUCACCCAGCCAGACAACUUAUAGCGCACAGACGCCCUGGAUCCCAAACUGUACACUUCGACAAGUGGUAGUCGGCGAGGGCACCGCAUAUGACGAGGGCCGGUAUGCACAGGUCGUAGCGGUGUGUCAGCUCAGCGAAGACUUUGCUGGUGUCGCUGGCGGCGAGGGGGAUGGCGCGAUGGUAGGGAGUGGUGGCUCGAGGCUGUCUGGCGGGGAGAAGCAAAGACUCCGAAUCGUGAACCACGAUAGCGGCUCAGGUAACAUAAUGCCGAGCAGCAGACCGAACUCAGGGAGCGGAAAGAGGUCAGACGUGCUCCCUGCCAGACCCAGGACCGCCCCGCCAGACGAGCAACCAGCACCUUCAGCGCAGGUGCGGCCACCGGGAAGUUCUCUGGUUCAUUACAUGAGCCUCAUGGGCCCGUUGCGUCUUUUCGUGUUUGUGGCAUUCGUUGUCGUCCUUGUAGGCUGCUCUAUUGCCCAAAGUACGUACUCAUGUUUCCCAGGCGUAAGACUGACCACAAUCACAGCGCUCUGGCUCAAGUUCUGGGUCGCAUCCAAGACUCCUUCCGAUAGUCUAGGGUACUGGAUCGGCAUCUACAUUGGUCUCGCAUUCCUCAAUAUUGCCGCCAUCGGCUUGGAGACCAGUGCGCACAUCGACUUCUUCUCCCUCAGAGACACAGGCGAAGUGCUCAAUCUAUUCGCCGGCGACCUCAACCUCAUCGACAUGCCCCUCCCGCUGAGCUUCCUCCUGACCACGGAGAAGCUCGCGUCCAGUGCCGCCGAGGCGGUCUUGACGUGCCUCGCGGGCGGGUACCUCGCCGCCACGAUCCCCGUCGUCGGGCUCGCCGUGUACCUCACGCAGCGCGUGUACCUGCGCACCUCGCGACAGCUGCGCGUGCUGGACCUCGAGGCCAAGGCGUCCCUUAUCACACACUUCAGCGAGUGCUUCGAGGGCCGCAAGAACUUGGCGAUCCUGGACGUCUCGCAGAAGCCGUAUUACCUGCUCUUCUGCCUGCAGCGGUGGCUUAACCUGGUGCUGGACCUGAUCACCGCGGCGCUGGCGACGCUACUUGUGGGUAUCGCGGUGUCGCAGAGGGAGAGAGAGCAGGGAGUUGACGUGGGGUACCUUGGCGUGGGGAUGGUGAGUGUGAUGGGGUUUGGGCAGACACUCGGCCAGCUGAUUACGCACUGGACAAAUCUUGAGACUUCGCUGGGCGCGGUGGACAGGGUGAGAAAGUACGUUGCCAACGCUCCUCCAGAAGAGGACAAGGUCGCCAUGCUCACGCGAAGCCCGGACGACGACCACAAUGACGACAUGGCAGCGGUGACUCUGCCCUAUCACACACCAGCGCAGGGGGUACUGGAAAUCCACGACUUGUCGGCGAAGCGUGGUCGUUCGCAAAUCCUUCACGACGUUAACCUCUCAUUCAGCCCAGGGACCAAGACGGCAGUCUGUGGUCGCACCGGCAGCGGCAAAUCAUCACUGCUCGACGCCCUCUUGCGCAUGAUAUCCCUGGAUAAGGGCAACAUCACCUUAUCCGGCACAGACUUCGCAGCCAUCCCCACGGCUACCCUCCGCAGGUUCAUCGUCGCACUGCCGCAGAACGCGCUGCUCUUCUCUGGCCGGACAGUCCGCCAGAACUUGGACCCGGACGAUCGUCACCGCGGCGAGGAUGGAGCAGCACGGAUCAUGCGGGUGCUGGAGGAAGUUGGUCUGGCCGAGCUGGUCUCUACCACCUUUCGGGGAAGCCUGGACGUGGUACUCGAGGCCGAGUGUCUGAGCUCCGGCCAGGCGCAGCUCAUCGGAAUGGCGCGGAUCAUGCUGCGCCGGGAUGAGGGUAUGGUGCUCCUGCUGGACGAGGCGACGAGCAACCUCAACCGAGAGACGGCUGCAACGGUGUACCGCCUCAUCGAGACGCACUUCCGCGACUGGACGGUGAUUGUGGUGACGCACCAGGUCGAGGAUAUCACUCGGUUCGGGUUUGACCAGGUCAUCGUCAUGAAGGAUGGCAGGGUAUCUAAGGUCGGUGUUCCUCGGGUCCUUCUCGAGCAAGGCGCGUCGUCCGAGUUUGGCGCCCUGGUAGCACAUGCUCGACACAGCUCUGCGGCCAGGUGA
Messenger RNA from Microdochium trichocladiopsis, 4101 nucleotides. RefSeq lists its product as uncharacterized. Gene Ontology annotation, biological process: transmembrane transport. Bases 1 to 4101 code for a protein of 1366 amino acids. Lineage: Eukaryota; Fungi; Ascomycota; Sordariomycetes; Xylariales; Microdochiaceae. The record is from RefSeq and is a predicted model, not a curated record. Gene Ontology annotation, molecular function: ABC-type transporter activity; ATP hydrolysis activity; ATP binding. Gene Ontology annotation, cellular component: membrane. The transcript is spliced from 11 exons.